This is a messenger RNA of Gekko japonicus, 977 nucleotides long. Its product is annotated as signal-regulatory protein gamma-like. The record is from RefSeq and is a predicted model, not a curated record. Gene Ontology annotation, cellular component: plasma membrane. Bases 1 to 849 code for a protein of 282 amino acids. Lineage: Eukaryota; Metazoa; Chordata; Lepidosauria; Squamata; Gekkonidae. The transcript has 3 exons.
AUGUCUGUCGGUUGGGAUCCCAGAGAACUCACGUGUUCCUUUCCUCCUCCAGCCACACCGUCCCAGCCCUCUAUCGUUGGUCCUCCAAGCAGAGUCGAUGCGGGGGCCUCGGGGACGUUCACCUGCACCUCGGAUGGAUUCUUCCCCCGAGACAUCACGGUCACCUGGCUUAAGGAGGGGAGGGCCAUCCCCGCCUCCCGGACCACGACUCUGCCCCCGAGAGAGAGCACCUCCUACCGAGUGGUGAGCGCCGUGGAGGUGUCCCUCACAGAGAAGGACGUGAAGUCGGAGCUCACCUGCCAGAUCCAGCACAACACCUUGACCGGCCCCCUGCGGCAGAGCUUCAGACUUGGCGACGCCCUCCGAGUCGCCCCCAAGUUGUCGAUGGAACCCAGCCACCUAGUCAACGUCAUCGUGAACCAGUUGGUGACGAUCGCCUGCAGCGCGAAAGGUUUUUAUCCCAACGACACAAGCCUGGUGUGGCGGGAGAACGGCAGUGAGACGGAUCUGGGAACACCUGAGCCCCUGACCCAGGAAACGGAUGGGACGUUCUCCGUGAAGAGUUCCCUGGAGGUGAACACAACAGAGCAGAGGAACCAUUCCGUGUUUACCUGCUACGCCAUGCGCAACUCCCAGAUUUUGGAUCAUGUAAACGUGAUGCUGAAAAUACACAGAGGAAAGGGAGACAGCUCUUCAGCAAAUACAGGUCCGUGGCUGUCGUUCAACCCUGGUCUUUGGGUCGCGUUUGUCGUGAACAAGAUAGUCGCCACUGUCUUCUUGUCAUUCCUUUUCCUGAGAAAAAUGUUCAGUAAGACGAAUAAGACACGGCAGCGUCAACCGAGGAAAUGAGGCAGCGGGAGAGUCCUGCCAAGCAGCAGUCUACGCUUCAAAAAUAUUACCCCGAAUCAGUGCUGUGAAAUGGUUACAUUCUCAUGAUACGGGAGUCCCCAACGUGGUGCCCGUGGGCGUCAUAGCCC